AAGAACUAGUGAGGUUCAAGAUGAAACUAGUCAAGACUGAAAAUGAGGAUAGUUCAACUAUGAAGAGUACUUUGAGAUAUACAUUUGUUGCGCCUGGUUCUAUUGGAAAGGGACGAGGACGAGGACGAGGAGUUGGACUUGAAUCGUUGGGUGAGAAAGGGAAUAUGCCAGCUAAGAAGUUAUUUUCUCAAUCUAAUGAUCUUGUUAACCACUACAUCCAAGAAAUUGAAACAAGGAAGACUCGAGGACUAGGACAGAAAAGUUAUACAAUGUCUAGUAGUCAAGGAAUGGAAACAAUGCGUAAGAGCUCCCUGGAUCUUGAGAAAGAGAACAUGAAAAUUAAUAUUCCAUCUCCUACAUGUACUAAUCAAGUUAAGCAACAAUCAAGUUAA
Molecule: messenger RNA, 392 nt
Organism: Solanum tuberosum (potato)
Lineage: Eukaryota; Viridiplantae; Streptophyta; Magnoliopsida; Solanales; Solanaceae
Exons: 3
Coding region: 21-392 (123 amino acids)
Source: RefSeq, a predicted model, not a curated record